UAUACUGUGUUGUCCAACAAUGCUAAAGCAUGCCCAAAGCAGUUAAGCGAAGCGGUCCGUUGACUUCGGCUGACGCUACUCAAAACUCUCAAGCGCCGACGCACGUUCUUAAAUUUGAACGAUCCAACGGCCUCCUUUACCCCUCGCCCACAUCUAAAUAUAAAAGCCUCUUCAGAUCCACGAAAUCUUCAUACCUCGCUGCCACACCAAAUCCCAGCUCUAUUUCCUCGCAUUUCAGCUUAAGGACUUGGAAAACAACGAGCUCUGCAGUCAUUUCGUAAACCAUAAAUACUUAUAUAGAUUUUGUUUUGAGAUAAAUAGUUGAUUAGAUCGUAGUGUUGUUGAACGACGGAGAUUGAUUGAUCGGGAAAGGAAUUGGAUGAUGGAUGUAGAAAGAUCUUCGCUAUGCAAUUGCGUGGUGAAUUUUUUACUGGAAGAAAAUUACUUGUUAACGGCAUUUGAAUUACUCCACGAGCUUCUCGACGAUGGCCGUGAUGCUCAAGCGAUUCGUCUCAAGGAGUUCUUCUCUGAUCCUUCUCAUUUUCCUCCCGAUCAAAUCUCCCGUUACAACUCUCUUCGAGUUUUAGAUCCUCAGAGUUUGCUAGAAGAGAAAGAAGCAAUUGAAGAAAAACUAGCGCUUUGUGAAUAUGAACUACGUUUAGCUCAAGAAGACAUUGUGAAACUCAAGACUGAGUUACAAAGAAAAGAAGAUCUCACUCAGGAUAAAUCGAGUGAACCAAGUGUAAGCAAUCAUGUAAAUCAUGCACCGGAAAUACAUCGGCAAAAGCGAGAUGCUCCCUUUUCUGAUUUAGGCCCAUUGAAAGCUAACGAGCGUAAAGAUCUAAAUUGUGCAGUAAAGGAAUAUUUGCUAGUUGCUGGAUAUCGACUAACUGCAAUGACAUUUUAUGAAGAGGUUACAGAUCAAAACCUAGAUGUUUGGGAAAAGUCACCAGCAUCUGUACCUGAUGCGUUACGCCAUUAUUAUUACCAGUACCUGUCUUCAACUUCAGAAGCUGCUGAGGAGAAAAUUUCUAUGAUUCGAGAAAAUGACUCGCUAAAAGAGGCAAAUGAGAGUUUAAAUCAUGAGAAAUUGUGCUUGAUGAAAAACAAAGAAUUGGCUGAAUGUCAAAUAAAUGCAUUAACAAAAUCCUUGGAAGCCACUCAGAAGGAUCUAAAGGACAAGGAAAAUCUGACACAAGAUCUGAAGCAAGCCUUGGAAAACCAAAGGAAGGAACUGAAUGAUUGUAGAGCUGAAAUCACAUCUCUGAAAAUGCACAUUGAAGGAUCUAGUUCUUUACAAAAUCCAGUGGCUGCUAAUCUUGACUCUACUCAGUCCCAGGCUAUAGAAAGUUACAAGGAAGAAAUAAAGUCUUUGCAGAUGGAAAUUGAAAGAUUAAAGGCUGAAAAAACAAAUAUUUCGGAUUUAGUUGAUUCCAGCUGUGGUGACAAAGAGUCAAUACAGACUGAAGAGAAAGUCGUGGAGAUGGAUGAAAAUAGAACUCAAAUCUCUCAUCAUAUUGAACCAGCAGAAGUUGUAGACAGCAACACGCUGGUAAUGCCAGUUCAAACAUUCGACAACAGCACUCCCAAGCCUGAAGAAAAUUUGCCAGAGUCAAUUAUGAAUCCUUCUAACAGUACUGAUGGUUUCCCAGAUGGUAGAAACCUAUCUCAACAAGAAGAGAAACCACCAUCAGAAGAUAGCAGGUUGCAUUUAAAUUCUGAAAACCUUGGCAGUGAACCUGUUCCUGAGAAUAUGGGUUUGGCGACUAUUCAAAUUCUUGCAGAUGCCUUGCCUAAGAUUGUACCAUAUGUUUUGAUCAAUCAUCGGGAGGAGCUUCUUCCGCUGAUAAUGUGUGCCAUCGAGAGGCAUCCAGAUAGCAGCACUCGAGAUUCAUUGACACACACACUCUUCAAUUUGAUUAAACGUCCAGAUGAGCAGCAAAGGCGAAUUAUAAUGGAUGCAUGUGUUAACCUUGCUAAAAAUGUGGGGGAGAUGAGAACAGAAACAGAAUUGCUUCCCCAGUGCUGGGAACAAAUAAAUCAUACAUAUGAGGAGCGUAGAUUGCUGGUUGCUCAAUCAUGUGGAGAGCUUGCUGAAUUUGUCCGACCUGAGAUUCGUGAUUCUCUUAUUCUAUCUAUUGUGCAACAACUAAUAGAAGAUCCUGCAACGGUUGUUCGAGAAGCUGCUGCACACAACCUGGCCUUGUUUCUCCCACUCUUUCCGCUUAUGGAUAAAUAUUUCAAGGUUGAGGAGUUGAUGUUCCAAUUGGCCUGUGAUCCAUCUGGAGUGGUGGUUGAAACAACACUAAAAGAACUACUUCCUGCAAUAAUAAAUUGGGGAAACAAGUUAGACCAUAUUUUGAGAGUUCUACUCUCUCAUAUCUUAGGCUCUGCUCAGCGUUGCCCACCUCUUUCUGGUGUUGAAGGGUCUGCGGAGUCCCACCUUCGUGUUUUAGGUGAACAAGAGCGUUGGAAUCUUGAUGUUUCAUUAAGAAUGCUGGCUAAAUUGCUUCCUUUUAUUCAUCAGAAAGCAAUUGAGACUUGCCCAUUUUCCUCUGUUUCGGACUCAAAUGGGACAUUGUUGUCCAGCUCCAUACUUGAACUGUAUGCAGGGGGACAUGUUGAAUGGCCUGCAUUUGAAUGGGUGCAUGUCGAUUGCUUUUCUGGUUUGCUACAGCUGGCUUGCUUGUUACCCCAGAAAGAAGAUAACUUAAGAAUCCGAAUGACAAAGUUUUUGUUGGCUGUUUCUGAAUGUUUUGGGGAUUCUUAUUUGAUACACAUAAUGCUGCCUGUAUUCUUGAUAGCAAUUGGGGAUGAUGCAGAUCUGACGUUUUUCCCUCCAAACAUUCAUUCAAGAAUCAAAGGUUUGAGACCAAGAACAGCUGUGGCAGAGAGACUUGCUAUUCUAGGGGUCCUACCACUUCUCUUGGCGGGUGUUCUAGGAUCUCCUGGUAAGCGUCAACAAUUAGCUGACUACUUGAGAAAGCUGCUACUGGAAGGUGCCACGAAGGAGAGUCGGUCUACAACACACAACAUGGAUAUUGUUAAUGCUGUCCGCUUCCUUUGCACAUUCGAAGAACAUCAUGGCAUGAUAUUCAAUAUCUUGUGGGAAAUGGUUGUAAGCUCCAAUAUAGAAAUGAAGAUCAGUGCUGCCAAUAUACUCAAAGUCAUUGUGCCGUAUAUUGAUGCAAAAGUGGCGUCUACACAUGUUCUCCCUGCCCUGAUUACUCUUGGCUCUGACCAAAACCUGAAUGUGAAGUAUGCAAGCAUAGAUGCAUUUGGAGCUGUGGCACAACAUUUUAAAAAUGAUAUGAUUGUUGAUAAAAUACGUGUUCAAAUGGAUGCUUUUCUUGAAGAUGGAUCCCUUGAAGCAACUAUUGCUGUGGUCCGUUCAUUAGUGGUAGCUGUUCCACAUACAACGGAGAGACUUAGGGAUUAUCUUUUGUCCAAGAUUUUCCAACUGACAAACACACCUGUUUCUUCAACGGAUGUGAUGCGUCGUCGGCAGAGAGCUAAUGCAUUUUGUGAAGCUAUUCGUGCUCUGGAUGCUACAGCAGAUCUUUCUGCAAAUAGCAUCCGUGAUUUCCUCCUCCCCACCAUACAGAACUUAUUAAAAGACCCCGAUGCACUAGAUCCGGCACACAAAGAAGCCCUUGAAAUAAUAUUGAAAGAACGGUCAGGUGGGACUUUUGAGGCUUUAAGUAAGGUGAUGGGAGCGCACCUCGGGAUUGCGUCGUCAGUGACUAGCUUUUUUGGUGAAGGUGGGCUGCUAGGCAAGAAAGAAAUUACGGAAUCACCAACUGAACCAGUUGAAGCUCUGCAGUCUGCAGCAUCACCAGCAGCGGCAGAGGAUACCAGAUUCAUGCGAAUCAUGAGGGUCACUGACAUGCUUAGAGGCAAAGGAAAGAACCCAGAAGAAACUCACCAGAACCAGUGAAAUCAAGUGAGACUGUUGUUUCCUAAUACCCUAGAUGGAAUGAAUAUAUCUAAUUUUUCAUGUUCAUAUGCGAAUACGAGAAUGCUAUGUUAGUAAAUGCUGAUAAUUCUUUUUCCUUGUAAUCAUUGCUUAAAGCAGUCACAAUCGCAGAGGAUUAUUGUUUUCAAAAGUUUGUUUGUAGCUAUUGCUAUCUCUAAAUUGCUGUAUUCUUAGGAUGAUUAUGUGGCUUGCAUUACAAUUACGAACUACAUUCCCUAGGGACUGAAACUAAGCUUUCCUUGCAAUUAAAGGACUUCUUAUAUUAUGUAAA
Molecule: messenger RNA, 4247 nt
Organism: Gossypium arboreum
Lineage: Eukaryota; Viridiplantae; Streptophyta; Magnoliopsida; Malvales; Malvaceae
Exons: 20
Coding region: 380-3937 (1185 amino acids)
Biological process (GO): intracellular cholesterol transport
Cellular component (GO): trans-Golgi network; recycling endosome
Molecular function (GO): protein binding
Source: RefSeq, a predicted model, not a curated record